This is a messenger RNA of Merops nubicus (carmine bee-eater), 1326 nucleotides long. RefSeq names its product laminin subunit beta-4-like. Gene Ontology annotation, molecular function: extracellular matrix structural constituent. The transcript has 9 exons. The annotation marks the transcript as partial. Gene Ontology annotation, biological process: basement membrane assembly; substrate adhesion-dependent cell spreading; cell migration. NCBI's taxonomy places the organism in Eukaryota, Metazoa, Chordata, Aves, Coraciiformes, Meropidae. The record is from RefSeq and is a predicted model, not a curated record. Gene Ontology annotation, cellular component: laminin trimer.
UGCUGAUAAGAGUCCAGCAUGCACAGGAUGACUGUGAUAUUGGGUCCUGCCACCCGGCUGUUGGGGACCUCCUCUUGGGUCGCAGCAAGCAGUUAACAGCCUCGUCAACCUGUGGGAUGAACAGCCCCCAGAAGUAUUGCAUUGUGGGCUACCUAGAGGCAGAACAGAAGUGCUUUCUCUGUGAUUCUAGAUACCCGUAUAAUCCCUAUACACAGCACAACAGUCACAUGGUUGAAAAUGUUAUCACAACUUUUGAGCCUGAUAGGAAAAAGAAGUGGUGGCAGUCAGAAAAUGGCAUUGACCAUGUCAGCAUUAGAUUGGACCUAGAAACUUUAUUCCAGUUCAGCCAUCUUAUCCUGACUUUUAAGACAUUUCGGCCUGCAGCAAUGCUGGUUGAGCGCUCCACCAACUUUGGUCAGACCUGGAAAGCGUUCAGAUAUUUUGCACAGGACUGUGCAGCUUCUUUUCCCAACAUCCCUUCUGGCCCAGCAAAGAGUGUGGGAGACGUCAUUUGUGAUUCAAGAUAUUCAGAUAUCGAGCCCUCCACUGAAGGCGAGGUUGUUUUAAAAGCUUUGGAUCCCAGCUUUGAAAUAGAAGAUCCAUAUAUGCCAUAUAUCCAAGAGCUCAUUACAUUGACAAACCUAAGGAUCAAUUUUACUAAACUCCACACCCUUGGGGAUGCUCUUCUUGGAACAAGGCACAGUGAUCCCCUUGAGAAGUACUACUACGCUGUCUAUGAGAUGGUUGUGCGAGGCAGCUGCUUUUGCAAUGGCCAUGCCAGCCACUGUGGUCCUGUGCAGAGCCUGCGGGGAGAUGUUUUCCAUCACUCUGGCAUGGUCCACGGGAGGUGUAUCUGCCACCAUAACACGGAAGGUUUGUCUUGUGAGAGAUGUAAAGAUUUCUACAAUGAUGCUCCCUGGAGGCCAGCUGAAGGGACACAAGAUAAUGCUUGCAAACGGUGUAACUGCAAUGGCCACUCCAGCAGAUGCCGCUUUGACAUGGCUGUGUACCAGGCCAGUGGUGGGGUCAGCGGUGGUGUUUGUGAGGACUGUCAGGACAACACCAUGGGGCAACACUGUGACCAGUGCAAACGUUUCUUUUACCAGGAUCCACUAAAAGUCAUCUCAGACCCUCAGGCAUGCCUCCCCUGCAACUGUGACCCAGAAGGUACCUUGGACAACGGCGCGUGCGAGAGCCACACGGACCCUGCGCAGGGAAAGGUGGCAGGCCGGUGCCCUUGCAAGGAGAACGUGGAGGGUGUCCGCUGCGACAAGUGCAGGGCAAACUACUACGGGCUGAGCGCCAGCGACCCUCUGGGCUGCCAGC